AAUAUGGUAAUCUGGGUGCUCCAAUUUUAUCUGAAGAUCAUGAACUUCCAAGUGCUGAAUGGUUUACACAGUUUCUAGAUCACUUUGAUCCAACUGAUGCGCGUGUUUGGCAACAGAGAUAUUUCGUAAACGUUAGGUUGGGGUUAGGUUGGAGAGCACUAUAAGAAAGGUGGUCCAGUAUUUUUGAUGAUAAGUGGUGAAGCUGCAGCAAAUGCUAAAUGGAUGGCAGAAGGUCAAUGGAUCGAAUAUGCUAAGCAAUUUGGAACGCUAUGUUUUCAAGUGGAACACCGCUUUUAUGGACAAAGUCAUCCUACUUCGGAUCUCGGCGUGAAAAAUUUAAUGUAUCUUUCAUCGCAACAGGCACUUGCAGAUUUGGCUUACUUUAUAGAAUUCAUGAAUAUUAAUUACAAGUUACCAGCUGGUACUAAAUGGAUUGCAUUUGGAGGAUCAUAUGCUGGAUCAUUAGCUGCUUGGUUGCGUAAUAAAUAUCCUCAUUUAGUACACGGGGCAGUUUCUGCUAGUGAUCCUUUAUUAGCAGAAAUUGAUUUUCAGGAAUACUUUGUUGUUGUUGAAAAUGCCCUCAAAGAAUAUUCUGAAGCAUGUGUAAAUGCAAUACUAGAAGCAAACAAACAAUUUCAUAUAAUGUUACAUCGUCCUAUCGGUCAACAAGGAAUAGCUAAAAAAUUUAUUUUAUGUGAUCCAAUCAACGAACAUACCAAACGUAAUGAUAUUUCGAAUUUGUAUGAAACAAUAGCAAGCAUCUUUGCUGGUAUUGUACAGUACAAUAAAGACAAUCGUAAUAAUUCCGCAAUGGCUAAUUUAACUAUCGAUAGUGCCUGCGACAUAUUAACGAACGAAACAUUGGGUAUUGCUAUUGACAGACUUGCAAUUUUGAGCACUAAAAUAUUACAAGCAUCAGAAAAAAAGUGUUUGGAUUAUAUGUAUAAUAAAAUGAUUCAUAAACUUCGGAACAUAACAUGGGCUAGCGAAGAAGCAGAAGGGGGACGUCAAUGGACGUACCAAACGUGUACAGAAUUUGGAUUCUUUCAAACUUCGACAGCACCCCCAAAAUUAUUUAGUGAAACUUUCCCAGUAGAUUUCUUUGUACAACAAUGCAUUGAUAUAUUUGGCCCAAGGUACAAUAUUCAUUUGCUGAAUUCGGCAGUGAAUAGAACAAAUAUUCUGUAUGGAGGAUUAGAUUUAAAGACUACAAAUGUAGUAUUUGUACAUGGAUCAAUUGAUCCUUGGCAUGUUUUGGGAAUUACAAAAUCAGCAAAUCCGCAAAUACCUGUCAUUUAUAUUGAUGGUACUGCUCAUUGUGCCAACAUGUAUCCUCCUUCCAAAAAUGAUCCACUUCAGUUGAAAGCUGCCAGAGUUGAGGUUGGACAUUUAAUAGAUGAAUGGCUGCAUAAUUAAAUAUGAUAUUUUUAACGCUGUGUGUGCUACAUUUAACUACUUUAUGAUAAGUAGUUUUUUAUUUUUUUAAACAAAAAUGAUGUAUUAAAAGAAUUAAAUUUAUCUUAUUAAC
This is a messenger RNA of Bombus pascuorum, 1528 nucleotides long. Its product is annotated as putative serine protease K12H4.7. The record is from RefSeq and is a predicted model, not a curated record. Lineage: Eukaryota; Metazoa; Arthropoda; Insecta; Hymenoptera; Apidae. Gene Ontology annotation, molecular function: dipeptidyl-peptidase activity; serine-type exopeptidase activity. Gene Ontology annotation, biological process: proteolysis. Bases 187 to 1416 code for a protein of 409 amino acids. The transcript is spliced from 8 exons.